GCGGGCUUCACGCGCACUUUAACUGACACGCCACAGGAAACAAACAGACGCGGGAUAAUCCUCCUCUCCGUCCUCUUCCUCAAGUUUCUGCGUGCAGCUUCUCCUCGCAUCAGAGGAAGAAGUCCGAGGAAGCGUCUCGGUUUCCGUCUCUCUGCGUCUGGGGAACUUCUUUUCCAGUCUCGGGUUAGUUUGGACCGUCAGGUCGUAGUUUAGAGUCCGGAGCUGCGGCUCGGUUAACGGGCUCUGUGCGGAGCCGCGGACCGGUCGACUUCACCCGGCAGAGACUGGAGGAAACACUCGGGACCUUUUUGUGUCGCAGACCGUCGCGCCAUGUGAGGAGUUAAAAAAAAAACAAGUGUAUUACUUUUCUACAGCGACACUUGGAGCCAGCAGGAUUGAAAAGUGCAAAACUGUGAGCAGCUGGAAGUCAAUCAAAGGAGCCAGAAGAGAAAACGUUUGUGGAAAAAGAGGGGAAACCAAAAAAUAAAACAGCCAAGAUGGGGAGAAAAAAGAUUCAGAUAGCACGGAUUAUGGACGAACGGAACAGACAUGUGACCUUCACCAAGCGCAAGUUCGGUCUGAUGAAGAAAGCGUACGAGCUGAGCGUGUUGUGUGACUGUGAGAUCGCCCUCAUCAUCUUCAACAGCACCAACAAGCUGUUUCAGUACGCCAGCACCGACAUGGACAAAGUUCUGCUCAAAUACACCGAAUACAACGAGCCCCACGAGAGCAGGACCAACUCCGACAUCGUGGACACGCUGCGUAAGAAAGGUUUAAACGGCUGCGACAGCCCCGACAUCGAGGCGGACGACUCUGCUGGCCAGAGCCCAGAGUCAGACGACAAAUACCGCAAAAUCAACGAAGACAUCGACCUGAUGAUCAACAGACAGAGAAUCUGUCAGGGUCUGCCGCCCUCCAACUACGAUAUGGGGGUGUCCAUCCCAGACAGUAAUCCCAGUGGACUGCUGUACUCCCACCCCGGCAUUGGCUGCAGUCUGGGAAACCACAACCUGCUGCCCAUCUCACACACACACCUGCAGAGAAACAGCAUGUCCCCUCAGAGGCCCUCCAGCACUGGAAAUGCAGGACUGAUGGGUUCAGAGCUGCCGAGCACCAUGGUCUCCAGCGUCGGAAACGGCAGCUACAGCAACCACUGCACCUCCCCCGGGCUGCUGUCCCCCGGAGGCGUUUCCAAAAACAUGCAGGAUAAGAGUCCUCCUCCAAUGAGCAUGAGCCGUAAGCCGGACCUCCGGACUCUGAUGCCCCCCUCUAACAAGUGCAACAACAUGCCAACCAUUAACCAGAGAAUAAAUCACUCUCAGACGGCUCAGACGCUGUCCACUCCUGCUGUGUCCAUCGCUGCUCAGACUCUACCUGGACAGGGGAUGGGCGGGUAUCCGUCCUCCCUCUCCUCUUCUUAUGGCACAGAGUUCUCCCUCGGCAGCGACCUGUCCUCUCUGUCUGGGUUUGGAGGUUCUGGUCUUGGAUCAGUAACAAGCUGGCAACAACAGCAGAUGCAGAAUCUGCAGCACUCAGCACUCGGACACAUGGGGAACUUGUGUCAGACCUCAAACCUAAACCUCCCCUCCGGUCAUCAGCACCUCCACAUCAAGUCCGAGCCGGCCUCCCCUCCCAGAGACCGGAGCGUCGGCAUGCUCGGCACGGGACUCGGAGGAGGCUUGACCACAGCCGUCUACUCCACCACCGGCCGGGGCCACAACGAACCGGGCCGCUCCCCCGGCGACAGCGCGUCCAGCUGCGGGAGCUCGUAUGAAGGCAGCGAGGAGCGCGAGGAUCACCACGGGAACGACAACUUCCUCCUCCGACCUCUGUCCAGUCAGGAGGAGCACCACAGCCCGUCAGUAAAACGGAUGAGGCUAUCGGAGGGCUGGGCCACAUGAUGGGAGCCGGUCUACAGCCAGAGGGGAGGGGAAGUUACCUUAUAGUAUUAUUAUUAUUAUAUUCUUCUUGUACUGAGUGGGUGUGCUAAAUGUGUAAUGGUAACAUGUACGUGGGGGGUGGGGGGGCAGAGUCAGAUGGUGUCAGUCAGUUUAUAUGGAUACAGUGAUGCUCUGCUGUAUUUACAUCAUGUACUGUAGCUAGACUUUCUGCAGAGGAGUGACUCCUGGGACAUCAGGCAAGUUUAUCAAACUUCUAAGAAUUACACAAGUUCUUCGCUGAAAAUGAAGCGCAGAAACAUUUAUAGAGCGACUUCCUUCUACUCACAGCAUUAAUAUAUUACAUGUAUUCACAGAGCAGUGACAGCCAAUCAGAGACAAGGACUUGCCCUACAUAUGCCACAUUGUUCAAAACAAAAAUCUGCAAAAACAUAUUCAAAGUUAGUUUUACUUACUCUAGUAGGAAUUAACACAAGAAAAAGUAUCAAUCUGAUAUAUUUAUAAUAUGUAAUAAGCAUUAAAUAAGAAAUUGGCUGAAAUGGAAACAAAAAGAAAAGCGAACUGGAGCAGGAACAUCAGAGAAAUCAGAAAACAAGGAGAAUUUAGUGUCACAAUGAAGAUGAAUAGAAAGUGAUUGCAAUCAAAAUCACUGCUGGCUAUCUUCUUUUAUUGCACCUCUGACGAAUGAAAAAUGUGGUUUAACAUCCUAUCAAAUGUUCAAAUCACCUCCAAACAGUCCUGCAGGCUAAAACUGCCCUUUUCUGGAAUAUACACAUUGUUUCUUAUUACUCAUCGUGAUUAUAUUUAGGUUUUAGUUACAUUUUUUACUCAUUAGCUUCAAAGAUAACUAGCUUUUAUUCUUACGUCUGAGUUGGGGGUAAAAGUGGAGGACUUUUACAUUUAUCUUUCACUUAAGUCCGAAAUGUCACUUUUAGCAGUUUGAUAAAUCGCGCUCCAGGAUCUGAGACGAGACGAACAUUUACUAAAGCGGCUGGAGAGUUUGUCGGUGUACAUGUACUGCUUGUUUUGUGUGUGUGUUCGGGGGGGGGGGAUAAGUAAAUAACAAAUGUUACAUGCACAUUCACGUAUGUGCACAUGUAUGCAAACUAACAAAAAAGGUAAAAAGUGAAGAAGUCUGGUACUCUGAACAGUGAAGCUACUGGCGAGUUUAAUAACGUGGAUCAUUUGAGCCAUGAGAGCAGGCGUGCUGGAGGUGGACCGCUCAGUCCACCGCCGCACAUGCCGUGUUGCAGGUUCAACAUAUUUGCGCACAUUAAAAUAUAUAAAAACACAUUUAUAUAUGAAUGUAUGGAAGGUAAAGCGUGGCAAAUGAAAGAGAGAGUAAGUACAGUAAGAGGAAGAUGGAGCUCUGGUGAGAGAAAAGAGAAAUGGCGACCGAGGAGGUUUUAGUGUGAGUGAUAGUUAUUUGCAACAGGUUGCAUAGAAAAGCUUUGGAUUUCAAAUUUCACUUGAUGUGAAGACGCUUAUCAGAGUUAGUGAAUCAUUUUCAGAGCUGUGUUAGCAAAAACGCAAUCCUGAUACACAAAACUAUGGAAGCAAAGGAAAAGCUGUGAGGAUUUGAAUAUCUGUUAAUACCGAAUAACUAAAAAUGAACCACUACUGAAUACUCCCCCCAUCUCUUUUACAACCACUAUAAAAAGAUGCGAUAUGUGCACAGAGACAUUCACAUACACAAAUAAACAUUAAUUAAAUAUAAACAGCCUGUGCAGGAGAGGUGGGAAGCUGAAAGUUUAAGUCCUAAAAACGCAAGAUAAAAAAUUACAAAACAAAGAAAAAAAUCUUAAACAUUAGUAACUUCUCUUAUUUUCUUUAACAUUUUUUUUAAAAUCAUUUUGAUUCUUUUUUUUUUAUUUAAAAAAAGCGCCUCUCUUUAAAAUUUAGGAAAUUUAAAUACUACAUCUAUCUGAAUUUGAGUUUAUUUCAAGUUGCGCAAUUUCAAAAACAUUAAUUUUGGGUCACAAUUUCAGAUUCUUGAAAAGUUUCCAAUAUUUAAACUAUUUAAAAAUUAAGUUGCUCAAACUGAUUUCCCGUCAGACGCUAAAAUCCAAACAUAAGUCUGUGCUUCUGUCAGUCAAAUCAUCCGAGAAAGAAGUUCAGGUGAGCGACUGAAAGCUCAGGGCACUUUGUGUGAACCCGGUAAAACAAAAACCUAGUUUAUAAAUUUCAGAGGGGGGUUAUCAAACCACAUAGAUGGCUUUUAAAUUAGGAUAUUUCAAUGUAGUUUUAAUUUAAACAUUAAGUAUUCAGUAGUGGUUACAUGUCACAAUUAGCUGAUUAAAAGAAAUAUAAUUAUUAUGGCCUGUAUUUGCUUCCGUACAACACAUCCUGCGUUAAUUUCCUAUAAAACAAACUAAGCAUCCGUGGUUUUAUGUAUCAAACACCAGAGAGAAGUCGCAUCCAAACUUGAAUGAUAAAUAAACUUCGCUCAUGACCUUGUUACGCACAGAGAGAGCUAGCAUGUGCUAAUAGCUUUGCAGGAGUUAGUAGAGUGAGGAUCGCACUCCAUAAAAGCCAUAUCCAACAGGACAGUGAUGCUUUGCUGCACAAAGUUUAUAGUGUUAUGUUUUUGAAAAAGAUUAUUUCUUCCUUAUUAUAUCAAAUUGAUAUUGUGGGAUGUCUGCAGCUCUAUUUAAUAAAGAUAACAGUAAUAUAAAAAGACAGGAAACACAGCUGCACGUCAUUUUCUAUUAAACAUUCAGGGAGAUUUUAAGUCAGUUUUAAGCUAAAAAAACUAAAUUCACCUUUAAAAGUUCAGCUGGUGUCAGAGCCGACGUUACGUCACAGUGACAAUCUCACAGAGCACAAAGGAAACGGCUUUCCACUCGGCACAACGCGCAUGACGAAGUUUCAAAAGCAGUCACUUUAAUAAAAUAUAAAGUAUUUGCAGUGGUGGAAUAAGUACUCAGAUCAUUUACUUAAGUAAAACUGCCAAUAUAACAAAUGUAAAAAUAAUCCAUUACACGUCCUUCAUUCAAAAUCUUAAGUAAGGAAGUGUUAUCAGCUAAAAGUACUCAUUCUGCAGUAAAAUGUCCCUGCGCCUGAUAUAUUUUUCGAUAUAACAUAAUCGGAUUGUCAGUCAUUGAGCUAGUUUAGUCAGUCACCAGAUAAAUCUGAGGCGUCGUGAGAUGAUUCAUGGGAGAGGAAAGAAGAAGAAAUUAAGUUUCUUUUUACUUUUCUCUAAUAUUUCUAAUAUUAAGUAUCGUAAAAUGGAAAGACUCAAGUACCUCGAAGUUGUACUUAAGUAUGGGACUUGAUUAAAUGUAUUUAGUUACUUUCCACCACUGUAUAUUUGUGCUGUAACUCUACAAGGACAUUCUGAAUAAUCUGUGCCUUGUACCUUAGACUGGGUCUGACACCCGCCACAAUAAGAGGCUGAACAGAGUAGCUGAAGGACUGCUGACUGAUACCCACAGUUUUUUAUUUUAAAAAGAGACAGAGAGGUGGCUGGGGGUUGUUCACAUUUGAAUAUUUUGGUUUAAAAACUGUAUAUUUGGAGCUCAAACCCUCAGCCACAGUCCCCUGUCUGUAUGGGCCCCAUUUGCUGUAAAUCCAGCGACUAAAUUCACUAAUCAAAAUCCCCGUAGCUGCACUAGUUAAAAAGGCACUGCCGUUUAGUUACAGAGUGAUGUCUGUUGAAAAGGGCAGAGCCCAGAUGUGUUUUCUUCUGCACUCCUUUUCUUUAAUGAUGACCGUGUUGUCUCCGGGUUGGUCGGCUUCCAGCUCGGAUUUACUGCACCGCGGCCGGCUCAUCGGUAGAGCAAAGCUGAAGGACAGGAGAGCCAGGAGCUCGUCCUCAGGCUGCGGGUGGAGUCGACUGUGUGCGGGUGGAGGUGGGAGGUGGAGUGUAAACUAACCUAAGUGUGAAAUACCCUGUUUUAUUUGUGUUUUUGGUUUGAUUCUUUAAUUAGUAACUGCCUGAACUUUGUCAAAUCUGUCAUCUACUUGUACCUCAAAUGCCCUGAAGAAAUUAUUUUAUUCGUAUUUGAAUGUCCUCUGUACUGUAAAUGUACACUUUGGGCUGCAGUUCCCCCUCUUUACAUGCACUAGUGCUUCUAAUAACCACCAGUUAAAUAUUCUAAAGAGAUUGUUAGCGGCAUAAGCUGGCCUUUGUCGCCACUUGGAGACAAUGUUUCUCAGAAGAAAAAUAAAGUGCAGCUCUGUUGUCGCAGUCAGAGAUCAUGUACAGCAGUUCCCUCACUCAGAAAUGUGGUAGUAUUUGUAUUUUGCAGAAAAAUAUAUAAAAAUAUACAGGCUCUGUUA
Siniperca chuatsi (mandarin fish) is the source of this 6179-nucleotide messenger RNA. It is a transcript of the gene mef2ca, whose product is annotated as myocyte enhancer factor 2ca. Gene Ontology annotation, molecular function: DNA-binding transcription factor activity, RNA polymerase II-specific; protein dimerization activity; RNA polymerase II cis-regulatory region sequence-specific DNA binding. The transcript is spliced from 10 exons. The record is from RefSeq and is a predicted model, not a curated record. Lineage: Eukaryota; Metazoa; Chordata; Actinopteri; Centrarchiformes; Sinipercidae. Bases 498 to 1901 code for a protein of 467 amino acids. Gene Ontology annotation, biological process: positive regulation of transcription by RNA polymerase II.